Messenger RNA from Daucus carota subsp. sativus, 1540 nucleotides. Its product is annotated as vacuole membrane protein KMS1. NCBI's taxonomy places the organism in Eukaryota, Viridiplantae, Streptophyta, Magnoliopsida, Apiales, Apiaceae. The transcript has 8 exons. Gene Ontology annotation, cellular component: membrane; endoplasmic reticulum; endomembrane system. Bases 236 to 1522 code for a protein of 428 amino acids. The record is from RefSeq and is a predicted model, not a curated record.
UUGCACUAAUUAACUGGCCGGAUAUUCUUGAUUCGUUCUUGAAUUGGCCUAAAACUCACCAAUCAAACCACCAAAAUACAUACAUAUACAUCCUCCUGUUACCUGUAUGCACAUUAUUUCCCCCAUGACUCCAUUAUUUGAUUCUUGUCCAAUUCUUAAUUGGCUUACAUUGGAUUCUGUAUGUAGAUCUUUAUGAAUAUACAGAACUCAGUAGUUGAAAAAGAGUUACCACAUAAUGGGGUUCUCAAAUGAUGCUACUAGUUCACAAAGAUCACAUCUUUCUCAGGAUUCUCACACUGACAACGUUGCACUUUCAGGAGUUCAUGAGAAGCAUCAGCAGGAUUUGGAAAAUUUGACGCUUAUAACGCAACCUUUCAAAACACUGAAGUUUUUUAUUUUAGCUAUUAUUCAGUAUCUCAAGAGAGUAGUCCAAUAUCUGUUCGGACAUAGGGCUUGGCUAAUGCUCUUAAGUGUUUUCUUAGUGCUAGGUUGGUUACUGCUCAAGAACAUUAAUGGUCCUCAUGAAAAGCAUUUUGAGGAGUUGUUACGGUAUCUAGAGUUUGGAUUGUGGUGGGUGGCCCUUGGUGUUGCAUCAUCCAUCGGUCUUGGAUCCGGCCUGCAUACUUUUGUCUUAUAUUUAGGUCCUCAUAUUGCCUUUUUCACAAUAAAGGCAAUGAAGUGCGGCCGAGUUGACAUUAAAAGUGCUCCAUAUGAUACUAUCCAACUGAAAAGAGCGCCUUCAUGGCUUGGAAAAGAUUGCCCAGACUUUGGUCCUCCUGUUUUCACAUCUUCACAUGGCUCGAAGGUUCCACUGAGCAGUAUACUGCCAAAGGUCCAGGUAGAGGCUAUUUUGUGGGGUUUCGGAACUGCCCUAGGAGAGCUACCUCCAUACUUUAUUUCAAGAGCAGCAAGCUUAUCGGGUGAGAAAAUGAAUUUGGAAGAACUGGAUACCUCCUUGUCAAAAGAUGAAGGGCGUAUAGCUACACUAUUGAAUAAAUUUAAGCGCUGGUUCCUGUCGCAUGCACAAUAUUUAAACUUCUUUACCAUUCUAUUGCUUGCUUCGGUGCCAAAUCCUCUGUUUGACCUUGCUGGCAUAAUGUGUGGACAAUUUGGUAUCCCCUUCUGGGAGUUUUUUCUCGCCACAAUGAUUGGAAAAGCAAUCGUCAAAACACACAUCCAGACGGUGUUCAUCAUAAUAGUCUGCAACAAUCAACUGCUGAACUGGAUAGAGAACGAAUUGAUUUGGGUCCUUAGCCAUAUACCUGGUUUUGAUUCGAUUCUACCUGAUCUUGUCACCAAACUGCAUGCAAUGAAAGAAAUGUACAUGAAACCACCAGCUCCAGCGACCACAAAUAGUAAGGUGAACAGUUGGGAUCUUUCAUUUGCUUUAAUUUGGAAUGCUGUUGUGUGGAUGAUGCUCAUUAACUUUCUUGUUAAAAUUGUCACUUCAACUGCACAAAGAUAUCUCAAGAAGCAGCAGGAAGAAGAGUUGGCCACGUCGAACAACACUGCUGAUCAUUAGUCUAGAUAGAGCUGCUAA